AACACUGCAGUUAAGAACAACAAAGGAAAUGUACGAUAUAUCAUGGAUAACGAUUUUUUCGGAAGCGUUUUAGCUCCACGCGUCGGACAAAAAGCCAAUAUUUGUCUUUCAAGAAGCAAGAUAAAAAUUUUUGUGUUUCAAGUAAACAAAACCUUAAUCCCGCCACAUUAGCUUUUCAAAUGUGCCACACAGCAUUGGCAGGUAUUUACCAACAGGUGUAAUAAUAUAAAGACAUUUGGAUGAAGCGUUUCGCCGCGAACGAUCCUCCUGUAAACCAUUCAUCAACGCUAUAUUAUUUAACAGAGUAUGGAAUGGCAAAGUUUUCCUGUGCCAUGUGCUCACAUCGAUGCCGAGGAAAGCGGAUACCGAAUUUCCAUGGAUCAACUUUUUUAUAAUCUAGAUGGACUCCUCAAAAGAGACAUGAACGAUUGUUUGUCAAAACAACUCAACGGAUUCUUCAACAAACACGCAAGAAUAUACCAAUUUGGACCAAGUAAUCAAAGAGAUAGGGUUAAUCUCAGAGCUGGACAAGGUUUUCGAAAGAAGGACGAAUAUAAAACACUUCAAGAAAGUUGUUUCAGCCCGUUUGCUCGUACAAGUCAAAGCGCAUCGGUUCACAAGCCGUCAAAUUUGCGUUUCAAAUCAACACGCUUGCGUAAUGGUAUAUCCUCCGCUCCGUCAAGAAACGGGUUUUCGUCAAAUAGACUGAUCAGACCGCCUAACAUUCCUUCAAAACCUCCCAAUAACACGUCAAACGAAAGAAAGCGACGCCAAUUUAAAUUGGAAGGACUUCCCUCAUCUUCAGAAGCCAAAGCCCCAAGCGAUCUGUUGCCAAGCAACGGCUGGUGGAGAACGAAUGGAAAAGGCACGUGCGGCAGCGAUUCCGAAACAGAUUCUGAGGUCAGCAGUGAAGUUGAAAACAGUGAACGUUUCGAUCUAGAAACAAAAAACGAUGGGUCUAUCCAACGAUAUUCUUUGGAUGCGCAAGAUAGUUCUAAAAGUCGUCAGUCGUCAAUUAGUUCACUAGGAUCGGAACUAAGUGACAACGAAUCAAAACCUCAAGCAAAGGAGAGUUCCACUCCCUGUCUACCCUCAGAAAUCCAAAAAGAGUCAAUUAGAGGAAUAAGUGGAGAAUUGAAAACUUCGUCUUUCUUUCAUUUAACGAGUGGGACUGGCAACGAAAGUGAACCGAAAGAUGAAAGAUACCUGGAGUCCAGACCACCACAUCCUACUCCGGAUCUUGACGAAAAAAACUGCUCUGAAAGCAAAUCUCUGUUGCCCUUAAAUAUAUCUCCAAGCCUUUUUAUAACGGCAGAAAAGUUUGACGAUGACUUGAAAUUAGAUUCCAAAGAAUUAUUUAAUAAUAGGUUUUACAAUUCAACAAGUCGAGUUAAUUAUAGUAAUUUAGCGACAUUUAUGCAAAAUAGUGCGCGUCUUGAUCAAGAACCAAUAAGUAGAGAAGAGAAUUUUCAGAGGAGCGUCGAUAAAUACCGAAAAGUAUCAUGUGCUUUUCCUAGAGUUAGGGAAAGCAAGAAUGGCUCAAAGAACCACAGGGCUGUUCCGCUAAGUCUCCAAAAGCGAGCAGUCCAAAAUCGCCCAAACACCGCUAAGUUACCUGCGAGAUUAAGGCUCAAACACAGAGGAAGUCCCUUCACAAAGUUUACAAAAGCUACAGAAGAGACAGGACCAAACGAGCGGAUUUUACCUACGACUUUACAUAAGUCAGCGGAAACAUCGUAUUCCGUGAUGUCACCAUAUAUGGCGAAUGUAGUGUGGUCUGUGAUGAGUGAUGAAAAAGUAGUUUGAUUUAAGAGAAUUUGUAGAAAUCGAUGGAAAUGUAACAACAAGCAAAAAAUACAAACAAAUAGGGAAACCGUCAAACAUGGCAACAUUAUACACUGAAAUCAAUACGUAAAUAAGU
This is a messenger RNA of Pocillopora verrucosa, 1921 nucleotides long. RefSeq lists its product as uncharacterized. Lineage: Eukaryota; Metazoa; Cnidaria; Anthozoa; Scleractinia; Pocilloporidae. The record is from RefSeq and is a predicted model, not a curated record.